Messenger RNA from Schistosoma spindalis, 1342 nucleotides. Lineage: Eukaryota; Metazoa; Platyhelminthes; Trematoda; Strigeidida; Schistosomatidae. The record is from the annotation of a GenBank genome assembly.
GGCGGGAAGAUGGGUAGAGGAUGCACUACGUUCCUCGUCGUUGCAUUAAUGACAUUUAAUGUAAUAUUUCUCUUAAUUGGUGCCGCAAUAUUAUGUUUUGCCGUAUAUUGUUAUGUGGAUUCAUUAAUUCAAAGUGCAGUAUCUCGUUCUGGACAUGCUGAUAAAAUGCAAAACUUAUUAUAUGCUCUUAUCGGUCUAGGCUUGUUAACGAUUGUUGUGGCUGUUUUUGGAUGUUGUGGAGCAUAUCACGAAUCUCGCUGCCUACUUGGAACAUACUCUAUUUGUUUAACUAUUAUGUUCGGAGUUGAAAUAGCUACAGCGGCUCUGUGUUUAGUAUUUAAAGUUGAAACGGAAAGAAGGAUUAUUCAAGCUUUAGAAAAUAUUAUAAUGCGAUUUAAAAAUGAAUCGGUUGAUGAAAACUUCGACAAAAGUGAUUCUUACCGUGAUUGGAUGCAAAAAAGCCUUCAUUGUUGUGGUAUCAAUGGAAUGAAUGAUUAUCCAGGAUUAACUGUCCCAUUAUCAUGUUGCAUUCCGAAGCAUCGAAAUUGUCCAGACAAAUCUGCCUCGUAUACUAUAGGGUGUAAACAAGUAAUUAAUGAUUUGGUGAAAGAAAAAUUUUUCAUGGCAAUAAUCCUUAUUAUGAGUGUUCCAUUAUCAAAGCCCGAAUUCAACCCCUACAAAUAUUUAUUUGUUUGUUUUUUCUCUCUCAUUCAUCUCUAACCUCAUUUUGAUUGAUCAAAAGGAAGUAAGGAGAUCAAAAGAGAAAGAGAAAGAAUGAGAGUGAAAGAGAGGGGGGAAAGGUUAAUGAAAUUUCAUGUAUAUUUAUUUACUUAUUUAUCAUUUAGGAAGAUCUUUUCUUGUUAAAAAUGACAAAGAAAAGAAAAAAACCGAUUGAUUAUGUAACAGUUAAAUAAAUUUAUUUAUUUCUCUAUCCAUUUAUGUAUUGGUCAAAUGUUUCUUCUAUUUUGUAUUUAUGUAAAUGUAUGUAUGUUUAUUUUUAUGAUUAUGAUGAUCUGAAACAUACAUUGAUCUUACUUAACUAAUACAAUGAUUGAAUUGUACAGGUUAGUCUCAUAUGUCAUCUAACAAUGAAGCAAAUAUAGACAAUAUGCUGAAUAUAUUGUUUACAUAACUAGUUGAAUGAUUAGGACUGACAAUAAAAGUUGAAUAAAAAAAAAAAAUUAAUAUCAGAAGGGAUUUUUGUGGAUAUUAUAGUAAUUCCAGGUUUUCAUUGAUGAUCUAGCAUCAAUUGACUUAUAAUCUCAACUACUGAAAAAAUGAUUUCAAUCAUUGAAAUUACUAUAAUCUCUACAAAAAUCCUUCUGAUAUGAAUCAACAUAUG